AAGGAAGCAGAAAGAGGCGUGCAGACGGUCCUUAUCGCGCGUUAGUGGCGGGAGUCUUGUAUUGGGCAUCUUCUUGGAAAGGAAGCCUGCUGUAUUUCCAAUUGCAGAGAAUGGCCAUUUGCUGAUCCAGGCAGAAGUUCAACACGGUAACCGAGGGAUUCUCAGCAUACCGAAUGGCUGCAGCAAACAAGGGCACCAAGGCCAAAGUGGCCGGUGUCCGCUUUGCCCCGACUCAGACUGUGGAAGGGUCUUCCAGCCACGUUCACUUCGACGAGAAGCUGCACGAUUCGGUGGUCAUGGUCAGCCAGGAGAAAGAAGGCAACUUCCUUGUGAAGGUAGGAUUCCUGAAGAUUUUGCACAAGUAUGAAAUCACCUUUGUCCUCCCUUUUGUGCAACUGCUGGGGAAGAACGUCUGUGCCGCACCCUUAGCAAACCUUCACCUGCGAGUGAUCAGCAUCGCUCCGGUCUCUGAAGGUUACAGCAUCAAGUGCGAAUACACGGCCCACAAAGAAGGGGUGGUUCGGGAAGAGAUCGUGCUCCGGAGCGAAGCCAAUGAUGGGGCCUCGGUCAAGGUGGUGGUGCAAGCCAGGGUGAUGGACCGCCACCACGGCACCCCAAUGCUGCUGGAAGGGGUGAAAUGCAUCGGCGCAGAGCUGGAGUACGACUCAGAGCAAAGUGAGUGGCACGGUUUCGACUAGGCAAGAAGACCUCCACCAACCUCUCCUCCAAAACCCCAGGCCUCUUUCUAGGGUUUUAUAUGCCUAUAUAAAAAAUAAAAUAUCUAUAUUUUCCGGUCGAGCUUGAAAUAACAGGAGGAAGCAAGCUCCCCAUCUCAACUGUCCGCCGGCUGCCCGACGCAGAGCGUGCUUGUCAUGUGCUGAACCAGUGCUGCGCUUGUCUUGUGGGACUUGGGUGAUGCGCUUUAACCCCACUUCCCCCCCCCCAAACCCAUGACAUCCAGAACCACAGACUGUAGGAUGCUGGUAUUGAUAGUCGAGAGAGCAGAGCAAGCCAAGAUGCCCCCCCUCCUCGUCCCCAUUUCCGAAAUCAUCUUUCCAGCCAGGGAAACCGCAUCAGUGGCCGUGCAGCCUCUUCUCUGAGUGAAAUCCCAUGCACGCCACAAGCAUGACGUUACGGGGCAGCGCUGUUCCUUGUUGCAUUGAGUUCUGCGUUUUCUUGCCAUUUUUUCUGCUGUUUUCAUUGUCUGCCGUUGCAGUUUGUAAAGAAAGUGUGUUUAAGGGGGGUAACCCACACUGGGCACCUCUGCCUUUUUGUUGCACCCUUUACGAUAGUUUGGAGCACGAACCAGUGUGCGAGAGACGCUUUGGCAUAAAAUGGUGAAGCUCUUCCUUCUUUUUUGCCUGUUGGCAGAUUGGAUUUGCAGGGACGUGCCGAACCUGGUUGCUUCGUUUGACUCGGGAGAAAGACGGCGCUGAGUGUUUGGAACAGCUCUUUCGUGCCGAAAGGCUGAUUGAAUGUAAAGGGCUGAUCAGAGGUUGUCAAAUCUGUAUUGAUCCAGAUGUUUCUGAGAGCAGGGUAACUUGGAGGUUUUUGCUGCGUUCUUGUUAAAAUCUGCUUCCUUCCAUCUGGUGGCCUCUCAGUGUGUUGAGACUACAGUGCCCAUGACCCCAGCCAGGAUUGAUGUGCAUUGUAGUCCCAGUUCACUGAGAGGUUGCUGUGGAUGAUUAGCUGCCUCUUUUUCUUCAGGGACCAGUGUAUACAACCGUUCUUUCUCUCUGGUUGGGUGCUUUUUCUGCUUUUCUGUCUCCCCCACCAUCCCCAACUUUCCCAUCUGAAUUGGACCCUUGCUUAUGAUUAUAAGACUUUUGAGACUCCCGUUCUCUGCAGAAGAUCAAUCGUAACCCUGUCAUUCUCCAGUAAGAUUCAGGGUGUUUUUUUUCUAUGAAAAAACAUCCCUUCCCUCUCCAGCUCCAAAAGCCAGACCUUCCCAUACACAUCCCUUCCCUCCAUGCUCCGUUUGCCUGGGAAGGGCUUUCUUUCAAAACCUUUGCUGCCUUUCUAGAGAUAGCCUGGGCUAUCUCUCUUCGUUGCAAGCCAUACCGUGUCUUGAAACCUCUUGCGUUUGGGUACCCUUUUGAUGUCGCUCUCUUUUGUUUUUGCUGCUGCAGUUUUAAUUUAGGUUUAAACAAACAAACCCUAAUGUCCCAAAUACCAAGGCUUGGAGCCUUUUAUUUUUAAGAACGGGCCAUGAAUCUCAGCAGAAUUUCUGCAAAUUGAGUUGCUUCAUGGGUUUACUAGAAGAUUACACCUUGGUGUACAUGCUGGGCAGAAUGUGGCGGGGGGAUGGAUGGUACCCCAGGCUUUUGAAAUGUGUUUAAAAGAUUGCUGCUAGGAAUCUAGCAGAGGGAAUGAACUAGCCAGGAUUCUCUCUCCCUGUUGCAUAAAAUGGAUUUAUUCAAUGUAGUGGGUGGGAGCAUAUUUAAAAAUAAUGUCUUUUUUAGAUUGCACAUUACAAUCCAUGGAUUGCACAGUCUUUGGGUGCAAUCUAGGCCACCAAUUUAACUUGCAGGCUAGCCAAGCCCUGUAAUAGCACCAUGAUUCCACUUUAAUUGCUAUGGCCUCCAUACUGUGGAAUCUUGGGAUUUGUCAUUUGGUGAAGUUCUUGGACGUCUCUUAUGCUAGAUCCCCCAGCGGAGGAUAAUACUUCAGAAAAUUGUUAACUCCAUAGCAUGGAGCCAUGGCAUUUAAAGUGGAACCAUAGCGCUAUAAUUGCCAAGUGUGGAUUCAUUCCUUUGUUGAUUCGGUGGAUCCGCUCUUGUUGAGGCUAACCGAUAGGCUAUAGGUCUUUUUGGACCUCCUUGAGCAGUGAUUCCCAAACUUGGGGUCUUCCAGGUAUUUUGGACUUCAGCUCCCAUAUGCUUUUGUCAGCUUGACCAACAGUCAGGAAUUCUGGGAUAUGGAGUCCACAAUAUCUGGAGGACCAAAGAUUGGAAAUUAUUGUUCUUGAGGAUGAAAGACUCUUUGACAUCCAAAGUGGAGUGGCAGGAUGUCGGACUUUGUGCCACAGCGGAGAGUUCCUGUGCCGAUCCCUUUGAAAUUCAAUCCCCGGGUAAAUUGGCAGGUUUGCUCUUUCCUUGUAACGUAGGAAAGAAAAUGCUAUGGUCUUGCAGAUGUUGCUGGAUUGCAACGCCUAGCAUUCUUCAACCCUUGGCUACCAAUAGGAUACGUAGUCUUGGUCUUUCUGGACCUUCUUGAGCUGUGGUUCCCAAACUUUGGUCUUCCAGGUGUUUUGGACUUGAGCUCCCAGAGUUCCUGACCAUUGGCCAAGCUGGCUGGGGCUUCUGGGGCUUGACGUCCAAAACACACGGAAGACCAAAGUUUGGGAAUCGCUAUUCUUGAAGAUGAAAGACUCUUUUAAGCAGCUGGCAGGGGCUUCUGGGAGUUGCAGUCCGACUACAUCUGGAGGGUUACGCAUCUGCUGUAUAGACAAAAGGGAUUUUUGGCACACCAGUUUUAUUCAAGAGAUGACAUUUCUCCCCAUCGCCAUCCGGAUUUCGUAAAUAUUGCCUCUUUUUCUGUUCCUCUGCUCCAGUCUUUUUCUUCAAAAAAUGGAAAAGCUCAUGGUACACAGACAGGAAUGUGGUUAUUUGUUACGAAAGAUAAAAAAGACUGUUUUUAUGUGCCUAUAUACACAAACACAAACAUGCAGACAUAUUGAUAAUCUGAAAAGUGAUGUUAAAUGUUUUGGUUUUUUUUUUUAAGCAAAAAAAAAUUCUCAAGGGAAAGAAUAAACUUCAGUUGGAGAAAAAGAAAA
Messenger RNA from Sceloporus undulatus (fence lizard), 3775 nucleotides. It is a transcript of the gene ADISSP, whose product is annotated as chromosome 5 C20orf27 homolog. The record is from RefSeq and is a predicted model, not a curated record. Bases 174 to 698 code for a protein of 174 amino acids. NCBI's taxonomy places the organism in Eukaryota, Metazoa, Chordata, Lepidosauria, Squamata, Phrynosomatidae. The transcript is spliced from 6 exons.